GGCAACACAGCCUCAAGCAAGCAACUGACGCCGCAAUGAAGAUCUUCCACCGCUGCUGCGCAGCCCUAACUCUUCUAGCCAAUGCUCUCCCGGCUCUAUCGCUACCGGGAGCGAACAGUCUCACUAUUCGCAAAGACUCGAACAAAUAUGUCACGGCGCAUUUCAUGGUUGGCAUCGUCGAAAACUAUACCGUCGACGACUGGAAGCACGAUAUGGAGCUAGCCAAGGAAACGGGAAUCGACGCAUUCGCUCUUAACUGCGCCAGCAUCGACUCCUACACAGACAAGCAGCUGGCAUAUGCGUACGAGGCAGCUGAAGAGGUCGACUUUAAGGUGUUUAUCUCGUUCGACUUCGCAUAUUGGUCGAACGGCGACACUGCCAGAAUUACCUCCAUUAUGCAGACCUAUGCCGACCAUCCAGGCCAGUUUCAAUAUAAUGGUGCUGCGUUAGUGAGCACGUUCGUCGGGGACAGUUUCGACUGGGGUCCAGUCAAGAGGGCAGUAGAUCAUCCAAUCUUUGCGGUUCCGAAUCUGCAGGAUCCGAACUGGGCCGGCCACGCGACGACAUCGAUUGAUGGAGCGUUUUCGUGGUAUGCGUGGCCGACGGAUGGAGGAAAUAGUAUUAUCAAGGGCCCCAUGACGACAAUUUGGGAUGAUAGGUUCAGGAAUAAUCUCAAGGACAAGGUUUAUAUGGCUCCUGUCUCGCCGUGGUUUUCAACCCACUUCAACACCAAGAACUGGGUAUUUAUCUGUGAAGACCUUCCACAUCUCCGCUGGCAGCAGAUGCUGGAAAUGCAGCCAGAAUUGAUCGAGAUCAUUUCCUGGAAUGACUACGGCGAGUCCCACUACAUCGGCCCUUACUCAGAAGCCCACUCUGACGACGGCUCUGCGCAAUGGACGAAAGACUUUCCCCACGACGCAUGGCGCAUCAUCGCCAAGCCCUACAUCGCCGCAUACAAGGCGGGAGAGAGAGAGCCCACUGUGGAGUCUGACCAGCUGGUCUACUGGUACAGACCGACACCGAAAGCCGUUACCUGCUCGAAGGAUCCGCUUGGUCCGCCAAAUGGAAUCAACCUGCUUGAGGAUAGUGUCUUUGUUACGACGCUGCUCACCGAGCCGGCCACAUUGACUGUCGGCAGCGGCUCCCUGGAGUUUUCGGUUGACGUAGAUGCUGGCAUUGUGACAAACAGCUUCCCCAUGGGUGUCGGCUCGCAGGCCUUUUCUGUCACCCGCGACGGCGAGGAGAUCCUCGGCGGCGAUGGAGGGCUGGAUGUUCAGGAUAGAUGUGACUAUUAUAACUUCAAUGUUUAUGUUGGCUCUUUUAGCGCCUAGUGCUAGAAGGAUCGAGCCAGAGGCCAAUAAGAUUUGUUGAUUCAAACCUGAACGAAGGCCAAGCGAUUAUGUCAACUAGACUAUUGAAUAUUAUGCCGAGGGUUUCUUAAU
Messenger RNA from Aspergillus nidulans FGSC A4, 1442 nucleotides. Its product is annotated as protein mutA. The record is from RefSeq and is a predicted model, not a curated record. The coding region runs from base 36 to 1331 and encodes 431 amino acids. Lineage: Eukaryota; Fungi; Ascomycota; Eurotiomycetes; Eurotiales; Aspergillaceae. The transcript is spliced from 4 exons. Gene Ontology annotation, molecular function: glucan endo-1,3-alpha-glucosidase activity.